AUGGCGUUAUUAUCUCAAGUCCUUCUUCCUAUUUCAGCCAUCACUGUCCGCUAUCUGACCAAGCGCUACAUCGGGGAGUACAGUUCCGGGACAGACUUUGAGUACACCAGCGUGGUCAACAUCGGGGAUGAACCGGUCAAGUUGGAGAUUCUGGACACUUCAGACAGCCAGGACGGUUUGACGGAAUCCACGCUGCGGAGGUACCAGGCCGAUGCCUUCAUCGUCGUCUACAGCAUUGCUGAUGUCUCUGCCGCCGUCGCCGUCCAAACUGAGUUGGAGAAAAUACACAGGGGGCGGCAAACUCCGCGAAGUGCCGUAAUCAUACUUGGCAACAAGCUCGAUCUAGAACACUUCCGGCAGGUGGAAGCAGGCGACGUCCGGCCGCUCGCUCAAAAGUACCAGUGUCGCCAUGUUGAAAUUUCCGCCGCCGAAGACUUUUCGAGCGUAUGUUCUGUUUUCGAAGGACUUUUGUCAGACGCAUUUGAGGCGCAGAAACAAAGGUCGAAAAAUGUGAAAAGGAGGCGGAGUAUUUUAGGGAAUAUGUCGAGAAAGUUGGGCAACAUGUUUAAAAGGAAGAGCUUAGAAGAUCUUCUCUUGAAAAGGCGGCUUUCACCAUCCAGGCAAACUGCAAGACGGUCGUUGUGA
Haliotis rubra (blacklip abalone) is the source of this 645-nucleotide messenger RNA. RefSeq names its product ras-related and estrogen-regulated growth inhibitor-like protein. The transcript has 3 exons. Gene Ontology annotation, molecular function: GTP binding; GTPase activity. The coding region runs from base 1 to 645 and encodes 214 amino acids. The record is from RefSeq and is a predicted model, not a curated record. Lineage: Eukaryota; Metazoa; Mollusca; Gastropoda; Lepetellida; Haliotidae.